This is a messenger RNA of Paramecium sonneborni, 1051 nucleotides long. The record is from the annotation of a GenBank genome assembly. Lineage: Eukaryota; Ciliophora; Oligohymenophorea; Peniculida; Parameciidae.
AUAAAUAUCAAUAAUGGAUUAAAAGGACAUCAAUAUUGAUAUUCAUAGUGAAUUCUUUACAAAGAAAUUUAAAGUGACACUUACAAAAAGGGAACCAAUAAAUCAUGAUUCUUAUUUAUUUAGAUUUGAUUUCUAAAAUGGAAAAGAAAGAUUAGGAAUGUAGGCUGUUUAGCAUAUCAAAAUAUAGUAAGUUUUAUCAUUUAAAUAACAAGUGGUCUAAAUAUGAAUGGUGAGAUUGUAGACAGAGCAUAUACUCAUGUUUAUGAAGAUGAUGGUUAUUUUUUGAUACCAAUUAAAAUAUACAGACCAAAUGUUCUUCCUUAAUUUCCAAAUGGAGGAGAAUUGACUCCAUGGUUAGAAAAGAUAGAUGUAAUUUUAUAAAAUAUAUGUACAUAGCUCAAUUCUGAAUUGACAAUAAAAAGAUGUAUUGGAAAGUUACUUUAUCAUAAUAAUCAAUUCAUCGUUAGACCAAAAGCUAACAAGAAUUGGUCACAAUUUAAUACUGUAUUAUUAAUAUGUGGAGGAAGUGGAAUAACUCCAUGUUAUUAAUUAAUUUCAGCCAUAUGUAAUAAUCCUAAUGAUAAUACAUAAAUGAUUCUAUUAUAUGCAAAUAAAAGUGAAUAAGAUAUUUGGCUAAUGAAAGAAUUAAAAGAUCUUUAAGACAAACAUAAAGAUCAAUUAACAGUUCAUUAUACAUUAGAUAAGGUAUUUAACAACAAUAAACAUAAAGUCUGAUGAAAAAUGGAAUGGUCUUAAAGGUUUUGUGAGUUUAGAGAUGAUGACAUCAAUAUUCCCAAAGGCAACUGAAACUACUUUAGGUGUUUUAUGUGGACCUAAACCAAUGAACAAAUUAGUCCUAUCACUUUAUGAAUAAUUUGGAUUAAAGAAAGAGAAUAUAGUCAAAUUCUGAAUAGGAUGUUGUAUUAAAUAAAAAUGUAAAAAUUAAGAGUUUUCUACAUUGAACUUUAAUUGUACGAUCAUUUAAAUCUUUUACACUCUAAUUCAAGUAUACAAAGCUUUACACUUUCAAUAAUUAUUCUAUAAAUCAAAG